This is a messenger RNA of Lonchura striata (white-rumped munia), 6562 nucleotides long. RefSeq names its product zinc finger C4H2-type containing (gene ZC4H2). The record is from RefSeq and is a predicted model, not a curated record. Gene Ontology annotation, biological process: positive regulation of neuron differentiation. NCBI's taxonomy places the organism in Eukaryota, Metazoa, Chordata, Aves, Passeriformes, Estrildidae. Gene Ontology annotation, cellular component: nucleus.
CUCUGCCUGGGCAGCAAUAGGAACCUGGACUCGAAGUCCCACAGCUCCCACUAGAGUCUGCCGCACAGGCUCAGAGCCCAUAUGCGAGGAGGGGGUGACUACAUUGUGUCUAUUGUAUGAUUUUUUUUUGUUUUGGUUUGGUUUCGUUAUUAUUUUUUUUUCCCCCUGGCAUUUUUCACGUUUCACGGGAGGUGCAAAUCGUGAGUAAAAAGCAUGGCAGAUGAGCAAGAAAUAAUGUGCAAACUCGAGAGCAUCAAGGAGAUCAGGAAUAAGACUUUACAGAUGGAAAAAAUAAAGGCAAGACUGAAAGCAGAAUUUGAAGCCCUGGAGUCUGAGGAAAGGCACCUGAAAGAAUAUAAGCAGGAAAUGGACCUGCUGCUGCAGGAAAAGAUGGCUCACGUGGAGGAGCUGCGACUGAUCCACGCUGACAUUAAUGUGAUGGAGAAUACUAUCAAACAGUCUGAGAAUGAUCUUAACAAGCUCUUGGAAUCUACUCGCCGGCUCCACGAGGAGUACAAGCCCCUAAAGGAGCACGUAGAUGCCUUGAGAAUGACUCUGGGCUUGCAGAGGCUGCCUGACCUAUGUGAAGAGGAAGAGAAGCUGUCCCUUGACUACUUUGAAAAGCAGAAAGCAGAGUGGCAGACAGAACCACAGGAGCCUCCCAUCCCAGAGUCUCUGGCUGCAGCUGCAGCAGCUGCCCAACAGCUGCAGGUGGCCAGGAAGCAAGAUACCAGACAGACAGCAACUUUCAGACAGCAGCCACCUCCAAUGAAGGCAUGUUUGUCGUGUCACCAACAAAUCCAUCGGAACGCCCCCAUAUGUCCCCUCUGCAAAGCAAAGAGCCGAUCUCGGAAUCCCAAAAAGCCCAAGAGGAAACAGGAUGAAUGAAAUCCAGAAGAUUGACAAGCUGUGUGACCUGUCCCAGUACUUUUCCAGUAGAAUGGCAAAUUUGCCCAGACUUGACUGAAUUGCAGACUCAAGUAUGACCGUCUCAUUGCUUCUAUUUAAAUGCAAUGUAAGCACAAUGUUCCUGCUCUAAGUUCCUUCCAGUCUAUAGGAUUUGGUUUUAGGAAAGUAAAUAUUACUGGUGCUACAGUUUAACAUUUCAAUUGUUCCAUCUUUUGUACUCCUAAACAAACUGCAAUUCUUUGUGCAAGUAUCCUAAAUGUCAGGCUAUUUCUAUUGAUCAAAUGUGAUUACCACAAAAUGCUUUUAUGUUCUCUUUUUAAAAAACAGAUGUUACUAAAAGAUUAUUCUGUUUUCUCCUGAUAGCAGGAGACUAUUUGAAGUGCUGAAAUAGCAGACUGUCUGUUCAUUUCACUAAAGAACAAUUUGUUUUCCAAUCUCAUAAGAGUGGGUAGGUUUGGGUAUCCAAUGGAACUCUUUUUAAACAGGCAAUGUUCAGGGAAAAUGAGACUUGUUAUACAGAAAAUCAAUGCAUUAAGGACACAUAUGGGUUUUGAUUUACUAAAACUUGAUUUAAAACUUGGAAAGGUGCUGGCUGUGUAUGAAUUUCUAAAAAUUAUGUAUUUUGUCAUGCUUUAACGUCCUAACAGGUUAUUAUUUUCAUGGUCAAAAGACUAAUUGACUUAAGAACAAGGCUGAAGUGAACUGUAUUAGUGGUCCUCCUAGGCUUUAUGGCUGGCCAAUGACACUGUGGUUCUCUAGGAAACAUGCAUGAUAUAUCCCAGAGCCCUAUGUGCACAGACUGCACAUCAGCCAUUCUGCAUGUCCUCUGUUCCUGGUUUCUACAGCCAAAAUCUUGCAGGCAUAUCCUCCACUGGAGCAUAGGAAAGUUCAGGAACAUGCAUAAAGAGCAGUGUCAACUAAAAAUGAUGUAUUUCACCAGAACCAUUGAGCUUUGGUGUCAUUGUCCUCCCUCAACCAAAACUUUCUAUUUCUCUGGCUUUUAAUAGGCAAUUUUCAAAUAAGCUUUACUUCAGGCCAGUUUGUUUUCUUGUUCCCUGUGUGCCAAAAGAGCCCUGACUAAAGCAUCUGGAGUAGAUCACUUCCCGUAUGUCUUCCCUUUGUUUCAUGUAAUGUAACAACAGUUCUUGCAAUGGGGAGGAUGGCAGUGAUCCACUUACAGAACUGGAAUUGAAAUUUAUCAUUUAUAAUCCCAGUUUUGUGACCAACCUUUGUUGCCUAAAUUGAUCUCAAGUGUUAAAUAUUCUUUUCACUAACUCUGGGACACAGGAACUGCUUGUUUACACUCCUUUCUCUUUUAGCCCAAGUUUCUUUCCACUAUUAUGUUAGAGUGGUGAUGUUGGGAAUUUGGCUUGUUAGAUGGGAACAACAGGGAAGCUCCAAGUCUCUGCUCCAAGAACUUUGCCAAAUGCUGGCAAUAGUAAUAAAUCCACAUGAUGCAAUUUUGCUGGCCAAAUCACAUAUAUCACCAUUCCUUUCCUAAGUCUGCCACAAAGUACAUGAGUGAUUUACUGAACAUAGUCCUAAAACUGAAGCCAGGUUCAGGAGAUAGUCCCCCAUUUUAAUGUUACAUAGUCAAAUUAACAUCUGCCAACAGCAGACAGAAUGUGGACCACCUGCCCCUGAAAUUAUGUAAAGAGCAGAUUCUGCUAGCUGAACUACAGGGAUUUGGUCUCUGAGAUAGCAAUAAUAGAAGACAGUCUCCAUGCUCCAAAUGCAAUAGUGUGUUAUGCAUGUUUUGUAGCACAAAUUCUGGGUUCUACUGUUUUAAAUGUCACAGUGGUCACAUGCUGUGUGCCCUGUUCAGAGCAAUUCCUAUGGAGUUGAAAGGAAACUGCACAGAGUUAAAACACAGUAUGUGGACUUCCCCAAGUGCAUACAUGAGAGCAGCAUACUUUGAUGGUAGUUGUACAUAAAUUUAAGAAGUAGUGACAGUGGAGUGGGCGAAUGGUCUGCAAUGAAGUAGUGUGAAUAGAAGGAUUGAUUUGUAGAGACUUCUACUUACAGUUCAGAAAUAGAUAGGGUUAGUCAUAGUUGUUCUCACUUUACUGUUACUUUGCCAGGUUCUUUCUUUCCUGGGAGAUCUCUAAACUGAAAUAUACUGAAGGAUAUACAAUUUACUGAUUUAGUACAACAGUUUUGUAUUUUUACUUUUUUAAACUAAUCUCAUGUGCUCUUGUGUUUUACAGGGUUAGGGUUUGUUGGUUUGAUUUUUUUUCAAAAAAAGUGGAUAUGACAUACUGUGUUUGCAUCAGUUGUACUAGUGUUUACAGAUUUUCACAUCCUUUACGAAGUUCUGCCAUAUCAAUAGGAUGCAUUGCUGAGGGUGAGUGUAACUGGAGAUAAGUCAGCAGGGUGCCCUGGCUGCCAAAAGGGCCAACCACAACCUGGGGUACAUCAAGCACAGCAUUUCCAGCUGAUUGUCUCACUCUGCACUGCACUGGUGAGGCCUUGGGCACUGUGGGGCAGUUGGGGAUGCCUCAGUGCAAGGAUAUCACACUGUUACAGUCCUGGAGUCACCUGUGAGACAAAGUCUGCAAAAGGUCUCAAGGACAAGACCUCUGAGGAGCAGCUGAGGAUGCUUGGCUUGUUCAGUUUGGAGAAAAGAAGGCUGAAGGGUGUCUUCAUCACAGCCUACAACUUCCUCUAGGGAGAAGCAGAGGAGGAGCAGGUGCUGAUCUCCCUCUGAUGACCAGCAACAGGAUAUGAGGAAAUAGAGUGAAGCUGCAUUGAGGGAAGCUCAGCUUGGACACCAGGAAAAGGUUCUUCUCUGAGAGAGUGGUUGGUCACUAGUCCAGUGACCCAGGGAAGUGGCCAAGGCACCAAGCCUGUCAGGGUUUGAGGGUCACUCUUAGCCAUACAGUUUAAUGGUAGGUAGUUGGACCUGAUGAUCCUUAUGGAUCCCUUCAUACUUGAGAUAUUCCAUGACUCUAGCCAUUUCAAGGAGAUAAAAUAUGCAUUAUGUAUUGGGGGACCAUGGGGGUGGGGACAGGGAGGGAAGCAGUGUCUUUUAUAGGGAAAGAGUAUUCUUUUCUCUCACAGAAUAAUCACGGAAGUUUAACUGAAGAACUCUUCUCGUGACAGCCCCAGGCUCUUUUCUCCCAGGCAACUCUCUCAAGAGACUGGAGGAAUAAUUAUGAAAUAUUGAUUUCUUGGUAUUCAGACAGAAGAGGAAGCUGUCUGAAGUACAGCUCUUAACACAAGUCUACUGCAUUUUUGCUUCAUGGAGCAACAAUGGCUUCUUCGUUUGUAUCUGAAGUCUUUGUGGAUACUUCUUCACUUCACUUAAAUUUAUUCUUAUUUGGGUCAAAUUGUCUGAGUAGCCACAAUGAAACCCUCCUCAAGCCUUAGGAGGCUUUUAUAUUACUGAAGUCUGGUUUAAUCCUGUCUUUGUCGUUCUCUUUUUAAAAGGGUAUCCAUGUAACAACAAAAUAACUGGAUUCUCUUGGUAAAGAUGGUUUCCAGGGUCUUUGUUCAUCACUUGCCUCAAAGAAUAGUCCUGUUGUUCUGCAACCAAACAGGAAAAAACCAAAAUCCCAAGCCUUUCACCCUGCCAUCAAACCUAAGCUCAUAAGUAAAAGGAUUCAAACACUGUACUGCAGCUAAAUGCUUUGCUAUAGACAUUUUCAUACCCAACCUGGGGUGGAUCAAUUGUCCAAACUUUAGUGCCAUGGACACCAUUAACUACAGAGAAAAUGUAAGGCAAAUUUAAAUACUUGACUUCCUGAAUUCAACCUUAGCUUUGUAAACAGGACCCUGACUGAAGCUGACAGUGGCUUCAAUUUACAUAAUCUAAAUUUGAAAGAAUAGACAUUGAUGUGUUACUUUAAAUAGCAUACUAUUCAAGCAAUUAAGACUUCACUAGCACUUUAAAUAAAUAAAAAGUGCUUUAUUCAUUUAUUUUAGAGUUUUCUAAUUCCUCCAGCAUACAUUUUCAUUUUAGUAUUUAGGUAUUCUAGCAAUAUCUGGUGUUUUCACUGGCUUCUGUGUUUUAAGUAUUUUACUCCUGUGCCUCACAGGAGUUGUGAGAUCUGUUUAAUUUGUCUGUACAGUCUUUUAAAUAAAUGUUUGUUUCAUGUCAUGCUUUCUUUCUUCAGAGUACUUUUACAUCUUUUAUUUGCUUAUGCUACUUAGAAGACCCAGUGGUAAAACUCAGCUUUCUGAUUUUACAGAAUGAACUUAGCCAAUUCUGUUAUACCUUUAUAGAAACUUUAUGAAAAUAAAUAAGGGGAAAGAAAGAUCCCCUCAAACGAGCUUUAGAAAAUAGAAAGGAAAAGGAGAUAGCACAACAGGUUUUAACUUAGCCAGACUUCUCAGUUCUUUCCUUCUAAAGUUAAAUUUGAGAGUGGCAAGAAACACAAUUCCUUCUCCAAUUUAAUUAUUUUUGUAGCUGUUUGUUUUGUUUAGCAAUAGAAAUUUUUCAGACUUUGAAGCAACCUGCUCUAAUUUCUGUUCAUCCUGGUGCUUUUUUCAAUUCCUUAAUCCUAAUCUCAGUUGUAACAUUACUUACAACAGUAGUCACAAGGCUAAUACACAUUCAUACCUUCUUAAGAACCCUGAAAUAUUCCUUGUAACUAACAUCAGCUUCCAUCACAUUUUCCUGAGCUUAGCAAGAUUCUGCCAUAAAAUGAGCUUCAAACCCCUGGAUCUUCCUAAAUCUAAUAUUAAAGUGUAGCAUUAAAAAUAAUCUAAUAUAUUUCAAGGGGAAAAAAAAAACAACACACACACACACACAAAAUUAAGCACCAAAGCUUGACCCACCCUUAGAAACACUUAAAAAUUAUUAUUGUGCUGUUCAGGCUUUACUCCAACAAGCCUUACUCUUAACUUCUCCUCUUCACUCUAUUCAGGUGAAGUGGUUUAGUGGUGAGCUUAGCAGUGCUGGGUUAAUGGUUGGAUUUGGAUGAUCUCAAAGCUCUUUUUCCAGCCUAAAUUAUUCUAAGGUUCUUUAUCUGUCCUGCUCCCUUUCCCCCCUCAUUUGCUGUUCCUCUCUCCUUUUUCUUGUCCCUGUAUUUUCUGUUUGUCUCUGUCCCAUUCCCAGCCUUGUGUUUUCCCUGUACAACCCUGCCACCAUGCUGGUUUCCUCUUCCUCUUCCUCUUCCUCCUGCCCUUCCCUCACCACAGGCUCGCUCCUGGUGGUCUCCACCUCUGUCCAGCAGAGAUGUUCCAGGCUGAGGGAAGGAACUGCUGCUCCACAAACAACCCUGGAGCUGUCCCGUGGGCAGGACCCCCAGCUGAAGGAACCUGCUGAAGGAACUUGUCACAAGCAUGACAGAAUAAACCCUCAUCUGUGGUAUUCACAUUCUCUGAACAGAGAGAGACUUGAUUCUCUCUCCCAGGAUUUUUCCUGGGAAGUUGUGAGACGCAGUGAGAAAGCUCAGAGAAAGAAGAAAGCAAUUCUUAUCUCUAUUCACAACACCUGUUUUUUAGCACAUGUGGAAUGUGUUAUGGCGAUUAUUUACCAAAGAGUGAUUUGUUAAUUGGACACUGAUGAAGGUGGGUCAAAGCUGUGUCGUCAGGAGACAGUCACAGGGUUUUCUUUAGUAUGAUAUAGUUUUUAGUAUGAUAUAGUUCUAGUAUAGUAUUAAUGUAAUAUAAUUUAGCUUAAUAAAAACAAUUUAUUCAACCCUCUGCA